Messenger RNA from Aspergillus versicolor CBS 583.65, 1047 nucleotides. RefSeq lists its product as uncharacterized. Gene Ontology annotation, biological process: pectin catabolic process. The record is from RefSeq and is a predicted model, not a curated record. Lineage: Eukaryota; Fungi; Ascomycota; Eurotiomycetes; Eurotiales; Aspergillaceae. The transcript has 2 exons. Bases 1 to 1047 code for a protein of 348 amino acids. Gene Ontology annotation, molecular function: glucosidase activity.
AUGCUUUUCACUUCCACUCUUCUCGCGCUUCCAGUUGUUGCCAAUGCUGCCCUCACCUAUCGAGGGGCGGACAUUUCCUCGCUUCUGGUCGAAGAAAACGCCGGGAUCGAGUACAAGAACCUCAACGGCGAAGCCCAGGCCCUGGAGGCCAUCCUUGCUGACAAUGGAGUCAAUUCAAUCCGACAGCGUCUGUGGGUGAACCCCAGCGAUGGGAACUACAACUUGGACUACAACGUGGAGCUUGCGAAACGCAGCCAGGCAGCUGGUCACAGCAUUUACUUGGAUCUGCAUUUGAGUGAUACAUGGGCAGACCCGGGCGAUCAGACCACGCCCUCAGGCUGGUCGACCACGGAUAUCAACUCCCUCUCUAGCCAGGUCUAUAACUACACGCUGAACGUGUUAAACACCUUCGCGGCAAGCAAAAUCCCAGUCGAGAUUAUCUCCAUCGGCAACGAGAUCCGGAAUGGCUUACUCUGGCCCCUUGGUGACAUUAGUAACUUUGACAAUGUUGCCAAACUGCUGCACGCCGGUUCGUCCGCAGUCAAGGCCUCGCACCUUUCUGAGACCCCGAAGAUCAUGAUCCACAUCGACAAUGGCUGGAGCUGGGACCAACAGCAGUACUUCUACGACUCCCUUCUCGCUACAGGCAUACUAGAGGCGUCGGACUUUGACCUUAUUGGUGUCUCGUACUAUCCCUUCUUCAACGAAGAGGCCACCUUGUCAUCCCUGGAAAGCACCAUAGCCAGCCUUGUAUCAACGUACAACCACGAUGUCCUCGUUGUGGAAACGAACUGGCCUGUGUCUUGUCCCAACCCAGAAUAUACAUUCCCGGCCGACCUGCAGCCGAUCCCUUUCUCGAUCGAUGGACAGACAACAUUCUUAUCAGAGGUUGCAAAUGCUGUCAGCUCUGCCGGGGGUGUUGGACUGUACUACUGGGAGCCCAUGUGGAUUGAUAACGGGGCACUAGGGUCCAGCUGCGAGGAUAAUCUGCUGGUCGAGAGCGAUGGGCAGGUUCGCGACAGUGUGGCUGUUUUUGGGGAUUUGUGA